AUGGAUGUUGUUUGGUUGAAGGAGAGUCUUUCCGGUAGCAUUGAAAAGUGUCGAAUCCUGCUCUCGGAACUGGAGUCUAUUUACACAGCCUCAGAGGACGCGGUAAACUACUCUAGAAUACGCUGGACACUCAAUGAUCUGAGCACUCGAGGCGGCAAUGCCAACGACAAGGCCAGUCUGACGAACUAUCUGAAGGAGGUGUUGAAUUUGAGGGAUAAUCUGCUGCAGGGUAUCACAAUCUUUUACGAGGAUGCCGGGGAACCGGUGCCACAGCAUAUUAGGGAGGCCGCAAGGUUAACAGUUCCCAAUCAAACCGCCCAGUCAAAACCCGCUGUACGAUUUUCAACUAAUGGUGGCCCAGCGGCUGCUGUUAAGAUCGUCGUCCCGCCUGCCGUUUCUGUGCGCUCCAGUUCACCCCGUCCUCAGCCUUUUACGCAGCAGCCUGGCAUGAAGAAGGAAAAUACCUCUUCCAGUUCCCCGCCGGAUCAGCGACAGACGCGUCCUGACGCAGCACCUAACAACCGUCCGUUCUCCCCAAAGAUUGCAGCCAUUUUGGAAGAACAUACUGCAGCCAAUUAG
Dibothriocephalus latus is the source of this 579-nucleotide messenger RNA. The record is from the annotation of a GenBank genome assembly. NCBI's taxonomy places the organism in Eukaryota, Metazoa, Platyhelminthes, Cestoda, Diphyllobothriidea, Diphyllobothriidae.